Messenger RNA from Periophthalmus magnuspinnatus, 4057 nucleotides. It is a transcript of the gene fgfr1a, whose product is annotated as fibroblast growth factor receptor 1a. Gene Ontology annotation, biological process: multicellular organism development; positive regulation of cell population proliferation; positive regulation of kinase activity. The transcript is spliced from 18 exons. Lineage: Eukaryota; Metazoa; Chordata; Actinopteri; Gobiiformes; Gobiidae. The record is from RefSeq and is a predicted model, not a curated record. The coding region runs from base 642 to 3140 and encodes 832 amino acids. Gene Ontology annotation, molecular function: fibroblast growth factor receptor activity; ATP binding; fibroblast growth factor binding. Gene Ontology annotation, cellular component: signaling receptor complex; membrane.
CAUUUUCUCUGCUUUUGGGGGGAGGUUUGGAGUUGCCUGGACUCUCGCUGUUUAACUCCAUUUAUUCGCGAGGACUGACCACUACACGGAUUAGGAUUACCUAGAAUCAUCAAUUCGUUUGUUGUUUUUUGUGCUUCGGUAGAGAAAAUAAGUUUUUUUAGGUUUACUAAUCUUUUUCUCACCAGGGAAACGCGAACUUUUGUGAGUAAAACGAUUUGGGAUAAAAGGACUACCCACAGCUGCACGCACGUACUUUUGGGACUUGUUUGAUCGCAAAAAACAAGAAAAUACCUCUCAUAUUAAAGAAAACAGCUAAUCAGUUUUGUAUCGUGCAUACUUUCCACACUUUUGCGCACCGUUGUUGUCUCUGUGGAUUGUACAGUCGCGGAGGGACUGGACGCUUUUCUUCUCGUAGAAGUUUGGUACAAAUGUGCUGAAACUUGUUCGCUGAAUGCUGCUUGUUUUUUUGGAAUAACGUGGGUACUGUGAACGGCCUACUUAUUUUGUCUGGGAAUUAAAAAGUUUCUGGGAAGUUUUUUUCAAGCGAAAUCUCAGUUUUGGAGUCUCUCUGACCCGCAGCAUCGAGUGUUUGUUCUUCUCGAGUCGCCACUAAGUGAAGCAGUAUCCAUGCCGUGCUGCUGAUGCCCAGGUCUGAAUGGAGAAGCGGUCGCAGAGAAGCCAACAGUCGUAGCUCCUUGUUCAGGAUGCUGACAGAGCACUGUUUACUCCUGCUUCUGGCUUUAUGCACGCAACUUCUGAGUGUGCACUGUCGACUGGCCAGCACAGAUGAAGUUCUUAUAGAAACACAAAUUGAACCGUACUCUCUCUUACUGGGGGACCCUCUGGCCCUGAGCUGCUCAACAAAAGAUGCAGACCAUGCUGUGAACUGGACCAAAGACAAUGUGGUGAUAGUGGACAGUGAACACACUCACAUUCGGAAUGGACAACUGGAGAUCGAGACUGUGGAGAUGACAGACUCUGGGCUCUACACCUGCACCACCUUUGGCAACCACAGCCUCUACUUCAAUGUUACAGUUGAUACUAUGGCUUCAUCAGAAGAUGAUGAUGAAGACGAGGAGUCUUCAUCAGAGGAAGCAAAGUUGUUGGGCAGUCAGAAGAAGAUGCCUAUGCCUCCUCAAUGGGUUCAACCAGGGAAAAUGGAGAAAAAGCUCCACGCUGUCCCAGCUAGUAAGACUGUAAAGUUUCGUUGUCAGGCCAGUGGUAACCCCACGCCAACUCUCAGAUGGUACAAAAACGGCAAAGAGUUCAAGAGGGACCAUCGCAUUGGAGGAUUUAAGGUGCGUGACCAGGUGGGCACCAUCAUCAUGGAGUCAGUAGUGCCCUCAGACAAGGGCAACUACACCUGUGUGGUGGAGAACCAGUAUGGCAGCAUAAACCACACCUACCAACUAGAUGUAGUCGAGCGCUCCCCUCACAGGCCGAUCCUUCAGGCUGGUUUGCCAGCAAACCGCACAGCAGUGGUGGGCAGCGAUGUGGAGUUUGAAUGUAAAGUGUUCAGUGACCCUCAGCCUCACAUACAGUGGCUCAAACACAUUGAGAUCAACGGCAGCCGUGUUGGCCCCAAUGGCCUCCCAUACGUCCGUGUGCUUAAGACCGCUGGCCUUAACACCACGGACAAGGAAAUGGAAGUCCUCCAACUGAGAAAUGUGUCUUUUGAGGAUGCUGGGGAGUAUACCUGCUUGGCGGGCAAUUCUAUCGGGUACUCUCAUCACUCUGCAUGGUUGUCCAUUUUUGAAGCAGACCCCACCAACCCUCCAGCCAACCACACCUAUCUGGAGGUGGUCAUUUACUGUGUGGGCUUCUUCUUCAUCAUCAUCAUGAUCGUCAUCACCAUUAUUGUCAAGAUCCGCACCUCCUCCAAGAAAAGUGACUUCAAUAGCCAGCUGGCUGUGCACAAGCUAGCCAAAAGCAUCCCACUGCGCAGACAGGUAACAGUCUCUGUGGAGUCAAGCAACUCUAUCCACUCAGGAGUGAUGCUGGUGCGCCCAUCCCGCCUCUCCUCCAGCGGCUCCCCCAUGUUAUCAGGAGUGUCCGAAUAUGAGCUGCCCCAAGACCCACGCUGGGAACUGCCCCGUGACAGACUUGUUCUUGGAAAGCCCUUGGGUGAAGGCUGCUUCGGUCAAGUGGUGAUGGGAGAGGCCCUGGGUCUUGAUAAGGAGAAACCGAACCGAGUGACCAAAGUGGCUGUUAAAAUGUUGAAAGCUGAUGCGACAGAGAAAGACCUGUCAGACCUGAUUUCUGAAAUGGAGAUGAUGAAGAUUAUCGGGAAGCACAAGAACAUCAUCAAUCUUCUUGGCGCCUGCACUCAGGAUGGUCCUUUGUAUGUGAUUGUGGAAUACGCCUCUAAAGGGAAUCUGCGUGAGUACUUGCGAGCUCGCCGACCUCCAGGUCUGGAGUACUGCUAUAACCCAGAUCAAGUCCCAGUGGAAAACGUGUCCAUUAAAGAUCUGGUGUCCUGCGCCUACCAAGUGGCUCGAGGCAUGGAGUACCUGGCCUCUAAGAAGUGCAUCCACCGAGAUUUGGCCGCUCGUAAUGUUUUGGUAACGGAGGACAAUGUGAUGAAGAUAGCGGACUUUGGCCUGGCGAGAGAUAUCCACCACAUCGAUUAUUAUAAAAAGACCACUAAUGGUCGUUUACCAGUCAAGUGGAUGGCUCCUGAAGCUCUGUUUGACCGGAUAUACACACACCAAAGUGAUGUCUGGUCGUUUGGGGUGCUACUCUGGGAGAUCUUCACCCUGGGGGGCUCUCCAUACCCAGGGGUCCCAGUGGAGGAGUUGUUCAAGCUGCUGAAGGAGGGUCAUCGCAUGGACAAGCCGUCAACAUGCACUCACGAACUAUAUUUGAUGAUGAGGGAUUGCUGGCACGCUGUUCCUUCUCAAAGACCAACGUUCAAACAGCUUGUGGAGGACUUGGACCGCUGUUUGGCCAUGUCUUCAAACCAGGAAUAUUUGGAGCUCUCUGUUCCCCUGGACCAAUAUUCGCCCAGUUACCCCGACACACGCAGCUCUACCUGUUCAUCCGGUGAGGACUCUGUUUUCUCCCACGAGGCUAGUGCCGAGGAGCCCUGUCUGCCAAAGUUCCCCCCUCACUCCAAUGGGGCAGCCAUCAAGAAACGCUGAUACCUCAUCUUCAAACAGAACAUUUUAUCCAGCUCUCUGCCACGUGCAGUCCAUACUCCCAGUAAUGAAGCUAAAACACUGAUGUACUGUAAAGAAAGGAGCUUAUAUGGACUGAAGACUGAAGUAGCCAUUUCUUGUUUUUUGGGGGGGAGGGAUUUGGCUACCAUGCAAAAAGGGCACUUUGAUUUUGACUCUCAUGCUUGGACAUUGUCAAAAAAGAGCAGACUUUUGGGCAACACUUGGGCAUUCCUCUGUUGGAAAAUCAAAAAGACUGAUUCAAAAUAUCAGGUUUUGAUCAUGUUCUGUUUAUCUGCCAUUGGUCUGGACUCCAAACUGCUUCUCACUUGAGUUAUUCAGCAACAUUGUGUAAAUACAGUUAGAAAAUUAUAAAUAUGAAUAUAUAUUUACAGUUUACUCUUAUUUUUAUUACCAUAAUUGAUUUAUUUCUUUUGUACAAGGAUGUUUGUUUUUGAGGGCGGCAGUUACAUGACAAGAAUAUAUGGCCAGUUUUCAGCUUGAUACCCCUUUAAACUUACCAAACUGCUUAAUCAGCUAUGGAAAAAAUAUGUACUGAUUUUUUAAAGCUAUAAUUUCGACUGCUUUUAACAACAUUUGUAGAAUAUUGUAAAUGAUUGUCCAGAAAUCUCCAUCUAAAUACCACAUGUCCACAAAAAUAUGAAUUGUUUUUUGUGUAUGUCUGUCUGUGUGAAUGAUAGCAACAAGUCAUUUUCUCUAGUCAACAUCAUGCACUUAACAUUACUGUGCAUGGCUUUAUGUGAUUGAGUUUACCUCCUAUUGUAAAUGCUAUAACAGGAAUAACAUUACAUUCACUGCCAUAUAACUUCUGACGCAGGGUUGACGAAAGCGCAUGUCAUCGUAAAAGGAUUACAUUAAAUAAAAUGCUAUUGAAAAACAAA